CUCAUAAUCGACGCUUCUUUGGCCUGAAAAAAGAGAAGGCGAGCGUGUCACCAAAAGUCGAUGCUGGGCCAGCAAAUGUACAUGGCUGGUUGAUGAAUGUUCCUGGGUAUCGAGAGGAUGCAUCUGCUGUACCGGCAGAUCAAAACAGAGAUGGUCAUUCGUUGCUUGUAGAUGGAGACAAUAACAUUAUUCCUAUAGAGACGAACUCUCGACACCGCCGACAGGGACGGCCCGAGUCGAUAUCAUCGAUUGGAUCAGAAGACAGCGUUGACUUGCAAGAUCUGAUCAAUGCCAACUUUACAGUGGAUAUGGACGAUGAAACGAAUUUGACCGAUUUGGCUGAAUUGGGGCUGGAAGACUCUGAAGAUUUCCUGAAGACGUAUGAGGUAAGCAGUAAGGAGAACAAGGGGGUAAACGUCUAACAAAGUAUUCCAGACACUCGAUUCUCUUCGACCAAUCCUUCAUGGAACUAAGAGCAAUAACAACAAAGCGGCUACAGCAACAAUAUCAUUAGAAGACGAUUUUGAGAAUUUCCUUAAUAUUGGAAAUAAGCAUCAUGUACAGCAUGAGCUUGACUGGUCACCGGAAGAAGACCAUAUGGAAACAAUGUCAAACCAUUCUUCACAGACAAUACAUUAUAGACCAGGAGCUGCACAAUUUAGGCAGACGGCAUCAUUGAUUGAACGAGGGGUGCGUGAACAGCGAUCGGGGAGCAUGAGUAGUGAGAACAGUUUGAACUCCCAAUCGACCAUCACUACCGGAC
Phycomyces blakesleeanus NRRL 1555(-) is the source of this 763-nucleotide messenger RNA. RefSeq lists its product as hypothetical. The transcript is spliced from 3 exons. The record is from RefSeq and is a predicted model, not a curated record. NCBI's taxonomy places the organism in Eukaryota, Fungi, Mucoromycota, Mucoromycetes, Mucorales, Phycomycetaceae. Bases 93 to 422 code for a protein of 109 amino acids.